UGGUUAGUCAAAAGUUUCAACCUUGACCAUGUUUCGGUACCCUAUUUUCUUGUGUUUUGUCUUCGUCUCAAAAGAUCGUCUCUGAACUUUCUCCCUCUAUCUCUCUCAAUUACCCGCAUACGAUCACUGCUUCAUCUCCCAGAUCCUUCGUUCAGUAUACAUGGACAUCAUAAAGGAAUUGCAACAACAGGUUUGAGAUCUCUAGCUUGACUAUCACGCAGGCCUAUGCUGUCUGUGGUUUUAGAAAACAUGGGCUUGUUGUGCAGCAGAAACAAACACUACAGUCAAGCUGAUGAUGAGGAAAAUGCUCAGACUGCAGAGAUAGAAAGACGGAUUGAGCAAGAAACAAAGGCAGACAAGCAUAUUCAGAAACUUCUUCUACUUGGUGCCGGAGAUUCGGGGAAGUCUACUAUUUUUAAGCAGAUAAAACUUUUGUUCCAGACUGGCUUUGAUGAAGAAGAGCUAAAGAACUACAUCCCUGUCAUUCAUGCCAAUGUCUAUCAGACAAUAAAAAUAUUACAUGAUGGGUCGAAGGAAUUAGCUCAAAAUGAAUUAGAGGCCUCGAAGUAUCUUCUAUCAGUUGAAAAUAAGGAAAUCGGCGAGAAGCUUUCAGAAAUUGGAGGCAGGUUGGAUUAUCCUCACCUGACUAAUGAUCUGGUGCAGGACAUUGAAGCUCUUUGGAAAGAUCCCGCUAUUCAAGAAACUCUUUUACGUGGUAAUGAGCUUCAGGUUCCAGAUUGUGCCCAUUAUUUCAUGGAAAACCUGCUGAGAUUUUCUGAUCUACAUUAUCUUCCAACAAAGGAGGAUGUUCUUUUUGCCCGAAUUCGAACGACAGGUGUCGUUGAAAUACAAUUCAGUCCAGUUGGAGAGAACAAAAAAAGCGAAGAAGCGUAUAGGCUUUUUGAUGUUGGAGGUCAGAGAAAUGAGAGAAGAAAGUGGAUUCAUCUUUUUGAAGGUGUAACAGCAGUUAUAUUUUGUGCGGCUAUUAGUGAGUAUGAUCAAACUCUAUUUGAGGAGGAAAGAAAGAACCGAAUGAUGGAGACCAAGGAACUCUUUGAGUGGGUCUUAAAGCAACCAUGUUUUGAGAAAACUUCUUUCAUGCUAUUUCUCAACAAAUUUGACAUAUUUGAGCAGAAGGUUCUGAAAGUGCCUCUCAACGCCUGUGAGUGGUUUAAAGAUUACCAGCCAGUUUCAACAGGAAAACAAGAGAUAGAGCAUGCUUAUGAGUUUGUAAAGAAAAAAUUUGAGGAGUCAUAUUUCCAAUGCACUGCACCAGAUUGUGUGGACCGGGUGUUUAAGAUCUAUAGAACCACAGCCCUUGAUCAGAAGCUUGUAAAGAAGACGUUCAAACUGGUAGAUGAGACCCUGAGAAGGAGAAACCUCUUCGAAGCAGCAUUUUGCAAAUCUUGUCAUACUGCUCAUUAGUAAACCUGGGUGGUACUGCAUAGUCCUGUGCUGCACAAUAACUCUGUGAGCUAGAGUUUGAAGUCGUUAAACCAUGUAUAUUUAAAGGUUGUCUAUGUUGAUGAAGUGGAGCACUGUAAUCUGCCUAUGCAAUAACUUGAUUGUGUCCCUAUUCUUCAACUAUAGCAUUGUGAGAUCUACGACCAACACCUAUUUUCCUUUAUUUGUACCUGUUGUACUCAUUAAUUUUCAUAUCUGAGCCUUGCUGAUCAUUUUGUUUAGGAUGCCCACCCUAUUAGCUUAUAGUACUCUCUUUGAACAUGCCCCUUUAGUUUAUAAUGAUCACAAAUAGCAUUAGGAUUGUAGUUUGGAUUAAAGAAUCUCUUCCCUUUCUAACUGGAUACUCUUGAAUACAUGACAGUUCAGAUAAAUAAACUAGGUGCAACCCCUAACAACCCAGAACUCCCCAUAGAUUGAGACACAUUUUUUUUAUUUUCAUAACUCAUGAUCAUACUGAGGGUAAGGGAGUCAAAAGUAGUAUCUGACUUCUUGCUUGUGCAUAAGUUUCAUUGAGACCCAUUAUGAACUGAUAUAGCUUGAGUCUUUGAGCAUAUACAAGGUAAUAUUUAGCAGUUUCAUAACAAUAAGCAUGGAAAGGCACCACAGAUACAAACUCAUCCCGUAGUUUCAUACCCACAAGCAGGGAAGGGCACCACAGACACAAACUCAUCCCAAAGAACUUUCAAUCAUGAGAAGUGAACAUAAACUGAUUGUAUACCUUGUGUUAAAGAAAUAAUUUCUUGAUGGAGAUUAAAAGUUCUUGCACCAUCAAUUUUAUGAAAUCUAUCUUUCAGAUCAUUCCAAACAUCACAAGCAUUCAAAGCAUAGACUACACUACCAACUAGAUUACUAGAGACAAAGUUCUCAACCAAGAUAAUACCACAACAUUUACCCUUUCCCACUGAUUCCAUAAUUUUAUAAGAAACACUUUCUUCUCUAAUGUUCCAUCCAUUAAGCCUAACUUGUUUCUCCCUACAAAGCAAUUCUCAUGGCCUUACUCCAAAUCAAAUAGUUCUCACUACCGUUUAAUUGAAAGGAAAUGAUAGUCACGUCACUUAUACAGAAAUAGACAGAUAUAGAGGAUAGUUAAUAACAAAUAUUGCUAAAGUUGGAAUCCCUAGAAUCGAAUGGGAAUCGACAUGAACUCCUUGAUUUGUUGAUGAACCUAUUGGCAUUGAUCCAUUUCGUGGUGGAUUUAAUCCAUCUCCACUCAAGUCAGCUAUUGAAGCUCAGAGAUAAUUUGAUCAAAGAUUAAAUAGAAAAUAGAGAUUUUGCAGGGAUCAAAGGCUCCAACUCUGAGACCAUGAAGAAUUUUACAGAUUUUUCAAUGUAGAAUUUGUAACAAGCAAGAAUCAAGAUAGAAGUAGGAUAAGAGAAAGAAAAAAAAGUAAGUAGAGAGUAUGAUCUUAUUAUUGAUUGUGGAAUAGGAAUCGACAUGAACUCCUUGAGUUGUUGAUGAACCUGUUGGCAUUGAUCCAUUUCGUGGUGGAUUUAAUCCAUCUCCACUCGAGUCAGCUAUUGAAGCUCAGAGACAAUUUGAUCAAAGAUUAAAUAUAAAACAGAGAUUUUACAGGGAUCAAAGGCUCCAGCUCUGAUACCAUAAAGAAUUCUACAGAUUCUUCAAUGUAGAAUUUGUAACAAGCAAGAAUCAAGAUAGAAGUAGGAUAAGAGAAAGAAGAAGAAGAAGUAAGUAAAGAGUAUGAUCUUAUUAUUGAUUAUGAAAAUUCAAUCUUCUUGAUAUAAUGUGAUAUAAUGUCUAUUUAUAAGAGUUGGUUAGUAGGUUAGAGUUGUUACCUUGUAACUAAUUUUAUGAUCUUGAUAACUAACUCAGUGAGCUAACAGUUAACUACACUAAUAGCUUAGACUACUUAAUAGAAGCUGAUUUGUUCUCAACAAUAUAUCCGUUUGUCCUAUUGGUUGAGACAUUGCAGUAGUGAAGCAUCGGCUCAAGUUUGUUUGGUAUGAACCUAAUGUAAAGAUUAAACGUGAAAAUCUAGUUGAUUUUGUCAAAUUGAUGGUCAGAAGGAUUGAGAGAGAACAAAAAUCAACACGACUUGCUAAAAUAUAUUUAAAAGGGCAAUAUUUGGGACCUGUGACAAAUGCGCAAAAAAAUUAUAUACAAAAGAAAGAGUAAUGAAGUUAAUCCUUCAAUUCCUUCUUUAUCAUAUGUCCAAA
Capsicum annuum is the source of this 3639-nucleotide messenger RNA. Its product is annotated as guanine nucleotide-binding protein alpha-1 subunit. Gene Ontology annotation, biological process: adenylate cyclase-modulating G protein-coupled receptor signaling pathway. Gene Ontology annotation, molecular function: GTPase activity; G-protein beta/gamma-subunit complex binding; guanyl nucleotide binding. Lineage: Eukaryota; Viridiplantae; Streptophyta; Magnoliopsida; Solanales; Solanaceae. The record is from RefSeq and is a predicted model, not a curated record. Bases 226 to 1425 code for a protein of 399 amino acids. The transcript is spliced from 15 exons. Gene Ontology annotation, cellular component: heterotrimeric G-protein complex.